UUUAUUUUUAGAAAUAAUACAAAGCCUUGGGCUAUAAUAACCAUAAUAAUAAUAAUAAUAAUAAUAAUAAUAAUAAAUGGGAGUAGGGAGCCCAACCCACAUCCCUCGAGGCUACGCCAGAAGAAGGAAGGAAACCGCCGGAGUUUAAAGACCGCCGUCCUAUUGUCGUAACAAGAUCGUUUUAAGACGUUAAGGUACACAAACAGAAUAGUGACCGAACCGGAGGACAAUGCUAAGCCGAUGGAAAGAUGAACGAGAUGACAUAAAGAACGAUAACAACAAUAAAGAUGUUGUUUUGAAAUAUAUAUUUUGUACGACCACAAGAAAUGGAAACAAAGAUUUGUUUUCGUUGAGUUUCCCCCCUGACCAAUUCCCUCUUUCUCACCGUGAGUGGGCUGACCGGGUUAUAAAACCUGAAAGGGUUCAUCCGGAGCCCACUAAAGAGCUUGAGGACUCCAGCGAGAAACUUCUCAAGGGUGAUCCUGUGACCGGGAAACCUUAUGCUUAUGGGGGCUGGGUGUACCGGUUACAAAAUCCGGAUGGGGGUGUAUCUGCGACCCAUGACGCAGAAGAUGACCGGGCCAACUCCCCGGAUGGUCAUGCUGAGGCCAGUUCUCCUCAUCCAGACAUGAACUUCAACAGGAUGACCACCAUCAUCGAAGAUGACGACGAUGAUAUUCAACCCGAGGUCAUUUCAGAGGAGAUUGGCCAAACACUUUUGGAGCCAAAGGACCAGGUCUCCCAACUCAAUCUCCUCCUUGAUUCUGCUAAGUUGGAGAAUAAGGACCGGGCAGAAAGCGAGAGGAGGCUUGAGGAAGAGCUGAAGGAAGAGAGGGCCAGGUUAGGGGAGGAAAGGAUCAAGUUGGUGGAGGAGAAGGCCAAACUGAUGGAGGAGAAGAGAAAGGUGGCUGCGCUUGAGGAUGCUUUGGGGCAAGCCGAAGAAUCUGCCCGGGCAAAAGAGGAAGCCUUCCCCAUUGAAGCUACUGGCUGGGCUGCGCGCAAUCACUUGGAAGUAGCCCGGUCUAUUCUCACUGCACCGGAGGAGACCAUGGACUUCUUCAAGACCAUGUACAAAGAACCGGAGGGCAAGAGGAUGAUAACAGAGAUAGGUUCAUACGGCUUCCAAUGUGGGUAGAAGGAUGAGAAGUCUCUUCUAUAUGCCCAGCUUCAGAAGAGGGACCCUUCAUUUGAUCCGGCCAAGAUGAAGCUUCCUCCCUUGUACAAGGAAGAGCCAGCCCCCCCUUCCCCUUUACAGUAGGUUAGGGUAGAUUGAGAAAAAACUCUGAAUUUUCCC
Cuscuta campestris is the source of this 1294-nucleotide messenger RNA. The record is from the annotation of a GenBank genome assembly. NCBI's taxonomy places the organism in Eukaryota, Viridiplantae, Streptophyta, Magnoliopsida, Solanales, Convolvulaceae.